Messenger RNA from Aspergillus alliaceus, 802 nucleotides. RefSeq names its product peptidylprolyl isomerase family protein FPR2 (gene fkbp3). The transcript has 2 exons. Bases 258 to 659 code for a protein of 133 amino acids. NCBI's taxonomy places the organism in Eukaryota, Fungi, Ascomycota, Eurotiomycetes, Eurotiales, Aspergillaceae. Gene Ontology annotation, molecular function: peptidyl-prolyl cis-trans isomerase activity. Gene Ontology annotation, biological process: protein peptidyl-prolyl isomerization. The record is from RefSeq and is a predicted model, not a curated record.
CUGUAUGGGAGCACUACCAAAGCACCUAGAUACUUACUCUUAAGUACGAAGUACUAGUAGUAGCCUGGAGUCCCGCCAACCCAGCCCUUUAUCUAAUCUCCGCAUUAAACAAACCCAACCAACCAACCAACCACGUUUCCUCUUCACCAAAUCUCCACCCUCCCUUAACCAUCUUUCAGUUCUCCAACUCAACUGGAAAACAACUUCUCCUCAAUCACCCAAACUUUCCCCCGCAAAAGGAUCCAUACAAAACCAAUAUGCGUCUCUCAAUCCUCCCCACUCUCCUCUUCUCCCUUGCCCUCGUCAACGCCGCCGAGCUCGGCAUCGAAAAGACCCACGAGGUAGAAUGCACCCGCAAGACCGUCAAAGGCGACACCGUCCACAUGCACUACAAGGGAACUCUCCAGUCCGACGGCUCCGAAUUCGACUCUAGCUACAAGCGCAACUCGCCGUUGAAGUUCAAGGUUGGAUCCGGCAUGGUGAUUAAGGGGUGGGACGAGGGUCUUUUGGAUAUGUGCAUUGGUGAGAAGCGGACGUUGACUAUUCCCCCUGAGUAUGGCUAUGGGUCUCGUGGGGUUGGGCCUAUUCCUGGCGGUGCGACUUUAAUCUUUGAGACGGAGUUGGUGGGUAUUGAGGGUGUUAAGAAGGACGAAUUGUAGAUUUAGGUUUGAGGCUAGGGGUGGAUUGUUCGAUUGAGAGACUGUUAGUCCGUAAUUGAUUGCUACUCUUUGGUACUUUCAUGGAGGGUAGAUAAACACAAUGACCUCUAUUCUCUGUAUAUCGAUGUAUUCUUGUUCUGUAU